Messenger RNA from Galleria mellonella (greater wax moth), 963 nucleotides. Its product is annotated as craniofacial development protein 2-like. Gene Ontology annotation, molecular function: catalytic activity. Gene Ontology annotation, biological process: chromatin remodeling. The transcript is spliced from 2 exons. Gene Ontology annotation, cellular component: nucleus. The record is from RefSeq and is a predicted model, not a curated record. The coding region runs from base 1 to 963 and encodes 320 amino acids. Lineage: Eukaryota; Metazoa; Arthropoda; Insecta; Lepidoptera; Pyralidae.
AUGAUAAGAGAAAUUAAAACGCAACUACCCCAGGAGGGUACCGGCACUGCCGGAGAAUCCGUCCCUGAGUGCAACUCAGGCAGUCCCAUCGUAUCUGGGGGGGACAAAUUUCUCAUCGACGGCGAUGCGUUAUGCCACGGGUCACGUCAUGUCUCCCCUGUUUCCCCAAAUGGCAAAAAGAGGGCAAAGGAAUGCCAAAUUGCAACGAUGAAUGUUUGUGGAGGUAUGGAUAGUAAAAUAGACGAAGUAUGUGAGAUGAUGAGUGAAAGAAGAAUUGAUGUAUUAGGAGUAAGUGAAACAAAAAAGAAAGGCUGCUCUAUUACUACUUAUGACCGAUAUACUGGGUACUGGUCCGGAGUUAAUGACUCUGAAAGAAGCAGCCAAGGAGUGGGAGUUAUUUUGUCAGAGAGAAUGAAUGCAUCUGUUAAAGAAUUUGAAUUUGUAAGUCCUAGACUCCUCUGGAUACGAUUGAAAGUUGGUUUGACCCGUAUUUUUCUCCUUUGCGCUUAUGCCCCGGAUAUGUCCAAGCCACCAAAGGUCAGAGAGGAUUUCUGGGAUAGUGUAAGGGAGAUUAUGACUAAAUGUAAGGAGAAUGAAAGAAUUAUUUUGAUAGGUGAUUUUAAUGGCUGGGUGGGAAUCCGUCGCGAUGGAUAUGAAAGGAAUUUAGGAAUGUUUGGAGAUAAAAGAGUGAAUGAAAAUGGUGAAAGUUUAUUAGAAGUAUGCCUGGAGAGAAAUCUGGUGGUGACUAAUACUUUGUUUAGUCACAAACUGAUUCAUAUGUAUACAUGGCAAAGGCAAACUGAGAGAAGUAUGAUUGAUUUUGUAAUUGUGGAUGAACGAUUGAGAGCGAAAGUGAAGGAUACAAGAGUCUAUCGUGGUACGAAUGUCGGAACUGAUCACUUUUUGCGGGAUUUGAUAGAAUAUCUGCCGAAAUGCUUAAAGAAGGUGGAGAAAUCAUUGUAA